AAUAUAAUAAUAAGGCUAAGAACAUUACAAAUUGAGUGGAUUGUGAUCUAUCCAUAUAGAAAUUGCUUUGUGAUUUAAUACAGAAAAAAUAACUAAGCAACGAAAAUGGGUUCUCUUAUGGCAGGAUGGGGUUCUUCCUCCAUUGAUCCUAAAUCAGCCACACUCAAAAGGAAUAUGUCACUUACUAAAAUUGAAAUUGAUGCUUAUUGGAAAUCAAAGAAGAAGAUAGAGGAAGAACACUUUAGAGCCAUUUCCAAUCUGUCUGAGACUAUUGAUCAGGUUAGCAGAGACAAUGAUCCUGAGAAGAAGCUUCAGAAAUCAAUGACUAUGCCUGUGACCAACAUGAGGGACUCCUUUAAUAUGUCCAUACUAGACAAAAAUUUGGAGCAACUUAUCAACAAAGAUGGCUGGUGGACAAAGAGUAGUUGGGCAUUUCUGAAUGAGCCACCAUUGAUGGAAGCUGCAUCUAACAAGUAUGCAGCUCAGUUUCAUGUUGCCAAUUUGGGACCAUCGAAAUUGAACCCGGAAGAUGAAAUAAGUGCAUGAUUAUAAAAAUCUUGCUAACUAAACACUAAACUAUGUAUAUAUUUAUCGAUUAAUCAGUAUUUGUGUUUGCAUUAAUGUAAGAUAGUGUGUCUAAUGUUGAACAAUUGUGGAGUUCGUUUUUGUAUGCAAAUAAACAUGUUUUUGUUUCUGGUUAA
Molecule: messenger RNA, 701 nt
Organism: Vicia villosa (hairy vetch)
Lineage: Eukaryota; Viridiplantae; Streptophyta; Magnoliopsida; Fabales; Fabaceae
Exons: 4
Coding region: 106-546 (146 amino acids)
Source: RefSeq, a predicted model, not a curated record